Melampsora larici-populina 98AG31 is the source of this 1038-nucleotide messenger RNA. RefSeq lists its product as uncharacterized. The record is from RefSeq and is a predicted model, not a curated record. The coding region runs from base 1 to 1038 and encodes 345 amino acids. Lineage: Eukaryota; Fungi; Basidiomycota; Pucciniomycetes; Pucciniales; Melampsoraceae. The transcript is spliced from 5 exons.
AUGCGUAGAAUGAAUAACCUAGACCACUCAACACAGUCCACCCUCCUGGAUGCCUUUCAACGACAGAUCACCUUCGUCGAAUCCAACAAAGAUAAUCAAACGCAAAUCUUGGAAGAAUACUUCAACCUUUCAAUCACUCCAAGCAACGAAACGAAGCUGUCUCAUACAAAAGAAUCAGGCUCACCAACACCUGAAAUAUCUGGCAAACCUCCAAUCUAUCCGAAGGCGUCUACAUCCAAUCCAAACCCAACCGAGACUAAGACUGGUCAAUCAGCUCCCUUUCAACUUAAUCAGGUGCCUUCCCAACCCUCAUGUCAAACGUCUAUAGCUCCCAAUGCCUCCUCCCUUGACCAAACCAAUCACCAAACCAAUCAACAGCCAAUUGAGCCAGCCAACAUGUCUACACCACCCGAUUUCGAUAUGGAACUCAACAAAUCGACUGAACAAGCUGAUGAAGAAGAACGAUUUCCUUGUAUUCCAGCUGAAGACAACAAAGAACGAUUUCCAGGCAUGAUCAUUGAAAAUGAUGAAGGUGAACCUCAACUGUCAGCAAUUGAAGCUAUCAACCCGGCUUCAGGCUCUGCCACCUUGCCUGCAGCGGCAGCGGCAAAGAUCACAGUACCUCAUAACCCUAAGGAGAAAGGUAAAGGUCGUAAGGCGUUAGUAACGGCUCCUGCUCGGGCAUCAACUCGCAUCAAAGGUUUGAAGGAGACAAUUCCACCCAUCAAAGAACCAGCAAAGCCUUCCCUUAAGAUGAAGAGCAAAGCAACGGUACCGGCUCCGGUCAUCCCCAGCCCUCCAAAACCCACCUUGAACAAUGAGCCUAGACGACUAUUGCGGUCCCAUUCCCAUCGGUCACAAGCUACCUCCGACAAACCUUCAUCCACCAGUCUUUUCACCAAGGUGGGCCAAGAAGCAUAUGAAUCCCCCAAACAAGAUGGAUUGGCUUCAAAGGCUCCAGUCGAUGAGGUUGAAGAAAAAUCUGAACUGCUCAAAGAAGAAAAAACGUCCAUGAAGAUACUGACAUAUUCCAUCUAG